UGACUUCGCGGGCCAAGAUGCGCAACCCCGCCCGAGCGCCUUUCCCCAGGCCAGCCCCAGAGCGCGCUCUGCUUACCCUUACCCUCCCUCAGCUCGGCUCUACCCCCGGGGCCCACAAAACCCAGGGGAGCCGCCCAUGAGUACUCCCAUGAGUACGCGCGCGCAGUGCCCACCUCUGCCAGCUCCGCACCGUCGGCCCUCGGGUCGCCUGCCCGGGGCCCGGCCCCGCCUCCAGGCCCGGCCCCGCCUUCAUGCCGGGGUCCGCGCACGCGCGUCUCCCUGUCCCAGCCUUGCCCCCGCCCCCGCCGGUUCCGCGGUCCCACGGCGCCAGGUUGCCCCCAGCCUCCUCCCUCUUCUCACCGUCGCCGUGUCCCACCCUCCCUAGCUUUGUGCCUGGGGUGCCGGGCUCUUUCCCCGUCAGCCGCGCCGCGGGAGGAGGGAGCCGCCACCGAGGAGCUGCCGCUCGCUGCCCCGGGGAGGGGCACAGUGGAAACCAAGGCGAUGUCUUACUACCUCAGCUCAGAAAGCCACCUGGACCCGGGGCCCAUCUACGUGCGAGAAAAUGGGCAGCUGCACAUGGUCAAUCUGGCUCUGGAUGGUGUCAGGAGUAGCCUGCAGAAGCCAAGGCCUUUCAGACUGUUUCCCAAAGGCUUUUCUGUGGAGCUUUGCAUGAACAGGGAAGACGACACUGCGCAGAAAGAGAAGACUGAUCAUUUCAUCUUCACAUACACCCGGGAGGGGAAUCUUCGGUACUCGGCCAAAUCCCUCUUCAGCCUUGUCCUGGGUUUCAUCUCCGACAAUGUGGAUCACAUUGAUUCCCUUAUUGGCUUUCCUGAGCAGAUUGCUGAAAAGCUGUUCUCUGCUGCUGAAGCCAGACAGAAAUUCACUGAGCCAGGUGCGGGGCUGAGGGCUUUACAGAAAUUCACUGAGGCCUAUGGAAGUUUGGUGCUUUGCUCCUUGUGUCUGAGAAACAGGUAUCUGGUGAUUUCAGAAAAACUUGAGGAGAUUAAGUCUUUCCGGGAGCUGACCUGCCUGGAUCUUUCAUGUUGCAAGCUUGGAGAUGAGCAUGAACUUCUAGAACAUCUCACCAAUGAAGCCCUAUCUAGUGUAACUCAGCUCCACCUGAAGGAUAAUUGUUUAUCUGAUGCUGGAGUGCGGAAGAUGACGGCACCAGUUCGAGUGAUGAAAAGAGGCCUUGAAAAUCUAACAUUAUUAGACUUAUCAUGUAACCCUGAGAUCACAGAUGCAGGCAUUGGAUACCUCUUUUCUUUUAGGAAACUUAACUGCUUAGAUAUCUCUGGUACAGGGCUCAAGGACGUCAAAACCAUCAAGCACAAGCUCCAGACCCACAUAGGCCUUGUUCACUCCAAAGUGCCUUUGAAGGAAUUUGAUCAUAGUAACUGUAAGACAGAAGGCUGGGCUGACCAGAUCGUUCUGCAGUGGGAGCGUGUGAUUGCGGAAGCUGUGAAGCCACGGGAAACCUCAAAGCCUAGAACGGCAGCUCAGCGCUUCUACGGGAAGCAGUCUCGAGCAGAAGCCCCAUUGAAGCGUCCUGUGGCAGACACCCACAUGAACUCUUCUGAGAAACUCCAGUUCUACAAAGAGAAAGCCCCAGAUUGCCAUGGGCCAGUGUUGAAACACGAAGCUGUCUCAAGCCAGGAGUCAAAGAAGAGCACGAAGAGACCUUUUGAGGAGUCAGAGACAAAACAGAAUAACCCUUCACAACCUUCAAAGCAGAAAUAUGUAUGUCUUGCUGUGGAAGACUGGGACCUGCUAAAUUCCUAUUGAUUAGUAGGUACAAGUUGACCUUUCUCCCCCCAGCUCUAACGUUUGAAGAAAGGAGACUAAGGAUGAUUUACUUUUUGUUUGAAUUUGCCUAUGGCAUUAGCAUAGCAAGCAGAUAUUUCUACUUUUGUGGUGGGGGAGGGGAAUGCUAUGGGAGUAUGUAAUAAUUUCUAAUGUAUAUUUUCAAUACAUAGUAAUUUUUUCAAAUAAACAUUUUUGCUGUCCUUAA
Messenger RNA from Saimiri boliviensis boliviensis (Bolivian squirrel monkey), 2014 nucleotides. It is a transcript of the gene LRRC42, whose product is annotated as leucine rich repeat containing 42. The record is from RefSeq and is a predicted model, not a curated record. Lineage: Eukaryota; Metazoa; Chordata; Mammalia; Primates; Cebidae. Gene Ontology annotation, molecular function: protein binding.